AUGCGCGACGGCCUCCGCGUACUGCCUGCGGAGCUAGAGCUGAGCACGGCAGAACUGCCAUGGCUCGUGGGCAACGCAGCGACAGCGUGUCAGAAAUCAAGAUUCACAGUCUGGCUCCGGAUCAUGGAGCGCGCGAAGGGCCUCCACGCCCUCCUCUUCAACACCUUCCCCGGUGAGGUUGCCGGCCACGACGACUCUGGCAGCGAGCACCUUCACGCGUCAACGGCUCUGCAAGUCGGACCACGGCCAACGGACGGCGGCUCCGGUUGCGGCACGAAAGGCGAUCUCCUGCGUGACUCGCCUAGCAUGUGGCAAGCGGACGAGACCUGCAUCGAGUGGCUCGACCAGCAGCGUGAGAGGUCAGUGAAAAACGUCUCGUUAGGAAGCUGGGUCCCGUCGAUCGGGCGAGACGCCAUCAACGAGCUCGCGCUCGGCCUGGAGUCCACCGGGCGGCCGUUCCUGUGGGCGCUAAAGGACGAGCCGUUGUGGCGACGAGAAGGCCUCCCCGGCCAGUACGCCGCGGCGGUCGCGGGCCGUGGCAAGAUCGCCGGCUGGGCGCCGCAGGAGGACGUCCUCCGGCACGAGGCUGUCGGGUGCUACCUGACGCACUGCGGGUGGAACUCGACGCUGGAGACCAUACAGCACGGGGUGCGUCUGCUGUGCUACCCUGUUUCCGGUGAUCAGUUCAUCAACUGCGCUUACAUUGUCAAGAUGUGGGGGACGGGGAUCAGGCUUUGGAGCCCCAAGAGAGGUGUUGUGGAAGAUUGUGUCAGGAGGGUCAUGGAAGGGGAGGAGGGAAGGCGUAUGCAGAAGAGGGUGGAUGAGUUGAGACGGAGAGUCACGAUGGGUGAGGCGACACGUGCAGCAAAGAGAAACCUUGACUCUUUUGUUGCUGGAAUCAUGAGCGACGACCUUGUAUUAGGGCAAUUGUAG
Messenger RNA from Panicum virgatum (switchgrass), 933 nucleotides. RefSeq names its product UDP-glycosyltransferase 82A1-like. The transcript has 2 exons. NCBI's taxonomy places the organism in Eukaryota, Viridiplantae, Streptophyta, Magnoliopsida, Poales, Poaceae. Gene Ontology annotation, molecular function: UDP-glycosyltransferase activity. The record is from RefSeq and is a predicted model, not a curated record. The coding region runs from base 1 to 933 and encodes 310 amino acids.